Messenger RNA from Pogona vitticeps (central bearded dragon), 3230 nucleotides. The record is from RefSeq and is a predicted model, not a curated record. NCBI's taxonomy places the organism in Eukaryota, Metazoa, Chordata, Lepidosauria, Squamata, Agamidae.
GCCCCGCACGAAGCCGCGCCAUGCAUCGGAAGCGGAGCGGCCGCGGCCAAGACCAGGGCGCCGAUUCGGGAGCCGAGACCGGCGGGUCGGAAUACAGCGGUGUGUCCUCUUCUAGCAGUGAAUUUUCUGCGGAGGACGUACCAGAUCCUUUUCUUGUUAGCGUACACAUCAUCGCAAAUCCAGGAGAAUCCGCUGUUCUCCAGCAAGCCAUUGAUCACCUGUUGGCAUGGAUCCACCCAGACCUCCAGCUUUUCCGAGUUUCAGAGAGGCGGGUGCCGAGGAGGCCACAGAAGAGUGGCCGGGGUAUCACGUCCCAGCCAGCCCUAGCUGUCAUUCUCUUCCUUCAAGAAGACUAUGACGAAGAGCCCAUCCUGCAGCUCCAUGAAUCAUUUCAAAGGCCACCCUGGCACUACCACCACACCGAGCGUGUGCAUGGCAACGUCCUCCCUUACAUGCCAGGCAGCCAGGAUUUCUUCAUCUUGACCCCAGGGACGCCUUUGUGGGCCAUCCGGCCGGUGCAUUAUGGCAAGGAAAUCGUACGCUUCACCAUCUACUGCAGGCAUGAAAACUUUGCCGGCACUGUGAGGUUCUAUGAGUUGAUUUUGAAAAGGCGAGCUCAUCAGCAGAAGGCAGAUUUCUGUGUGUUUCCCGUCUAUUCCAAUGUGGACCUAGAUAUUCAGUUCUCUUUAAAAAGGCUCCCACGAGGCCAUGUGCCGAGGCCUACAGAGUCGGCAGUGCUGGAGUUCCGGGUGAAAGACAUCCAGCAACUUGUGCCACUUUUGCCCAAUCCUUGCAGCCCCAUCAGCGAAGGCAGAUGGCAAACGGAAGAUCUAGAUGGCAAUAAGCUCCUUCUGCAGGUCCGGUAUAAGAAGUAUGCUAAACAGAACACAUGUUGCCACUUGUCCCCACCAAGGAGCACUCCUGUCCCACGUUUUGUCCCUUCUUACAGCACCCGAUGGGCUCUUCACAAAAGGACGGAUCCUUCCAGACCAGCUGGUUCUCUUGCAUUCCCCCAUGCCAAUCCAUGCCUUGUUGUUUCCCAGCACGACCUGAGAAACUGUGGCCGAGAACGCUUUCCCAGAAGAUCUAGCACGGCUUCUACCAGCUCCGGUUCCUUUCAGCGAAGCAAAUCUCUGGCUUGUUUGCCUACCACAAGCUCUUCCUUGACUUCAAAGUUUUUUCAUUUUAGCGACCCAAACUCAUUAAGCACUUUCUUUUCCUCAGGCAGGACAAGAGCCCGAGUUAACAUUGAUGACCUGGAAGGGGUUCAGGAGACUGAUGUGGACACAGGGAUGAAACUUGCUUUCUCCGAUUUAUCUGUGGUCUCUGCUUACUCAGCUCCUGAUGUUUUCGGUAAGGAAACAGAAGUAAAGACAACCUGUCCCGUUCCAAAUCAAAGUGUCAACAGAUUUAAGCAGACCAUUUCUAGAGGAAGAUGCUCUUCGGCCAAGUAUCACCCCCUUCAGUUAUCAUCCAGCUGCCUUCCUUUUCUGUUUGAUUGGUCUUCUAGUUCUUCCACAUCACCAUCAGCUUCUCCUUCAGCAGUUCUCUUUGGGAGCAGACAUUUACCAAGAAGGACAGCCUUCUCUCUCGAUGACAGCAGAACCACUGGUGGUGGAAGAGCAGAUGAAGAAGAAUUCUAUAUCUGAAUUUGAGAGAGACUGAGUGAGUGAGAGAGAGAAGGUGUUUUGGGGAAAAGGGUAUUUUUUGGGGGAAAGUGAGAAAUAUUUUUCUCUCUGGAUGCCAAAUUCAGUUUCACAGACAUUUUUGGGCGAAAGGCUGCAUUUCAGUGGCAGAUGUAGCUGAAGGCAAAAGUGCAGGAUCCCAAAUGCCAAAGUAUUUCAACUUAAAUACCUUACUGACGGUGUUUUCCCUCAGACGGAACAUUUAUUAUUUUUAUUGUCCUGAUUCUGUAUUAAUAUUAUUGGAUUUUUUUCCAUCCAUCCAUAUGAUGUUCCCCUUGUCUCAGUUGAGUGCUACCAUAUUUUCCAUUACUUUUGCUGCUUUUUUGCCCCUCCUGAAGACAUUUUUUUAAAGGGAGGCAUUUAGCACUAUGGCAUUUCCCAUGGGGUUCAUUUUCAUGGUUAGAGGAUUCUAGUUGGAAGUUUCCGAUUAGCAUAAAAAUACUAAAUGAAUAAAUCUUCAGACAUUCCAGAAAAGAAGCUCCGGUUUCUCUUGACAUAUUUUUACAUAGUUUUGAAGGAUUUCUUGAAGAGACGCAGUUUUUAGUAAUGGGGCUUUACAAAAUACAAUUUGGAUGCAAAUCCUAUUGUUGCCUCUACGCCUCUGAAACUUUCUGGGAGAAAGAGUAGAACUUUUACUUUGUCUGGAAGAGCCUUGCGCUUUACAGAAGCAUUUGGGUCUUUUAGAAGGGGAAAAUAACUAUCCAAAAGCCACAAAACCAUCAAACAAUGGUGUCAUGCGAAUCCAUAAACUGAGUUUUCCUUCCCUCAGGAAGAUUUGGCAUUUGAACCUCAGGCCAAGAUUGGCUCUCCAGAGACUUGUAAUGUUUGCUAACCUUUGCUUUUAAGACAUGCCUAAAAGCUUUGAGUAAGCCCCUGUGGUGUGGGGGAGUAGUAGGAAUUACUGACUAAUUUUGGCUGCCCCCUAAGAAAACAAGGGCAUAUGAUUUGUACUGUUACUGCAUUGGCAGAAUCCUGUCACCACAGUUUUUAUCUUGGGCGAUCCACACUUGAACAAGCGAGAUCAGACAUGGGACGGCAACAAUUCGUCUGUUUUACCUGUUCAUCAAAGCAUUUACAGGUGUUGUUGUCUUGUCAUCCAGUCUUGUCUUCCUCGAUAGAAUUCUUUUCUGCAGUAUUCUUGGACUGCAAUUCCCAGAAACCUCAGCUGGUACAGCUGGUGGUGAAGAUUUCUGGGAACUGCAGGCCAAGAACACCUGGGUGACCCAAGGUUGAGAACCACUGCUCUAUUGACUCUAGAAAGCAUUUUGCCCUCAGAAGGAAAGUCUGUCAGUCAACUGCUGCUAGAAAUUUCUUGAUAUUGUAAAUUUUUAAUAUUGAAUUGCAUUACUGCUGAAGAAGAAAGCCACAUUCUUUGAUGACCCCUUUUAAAAUAGCACCCAUAUUUUGCCAUCAUGCCUUUUAACUAUUUUGCCAUAAUAGUGAAAAUUUGUGUCUUAAUGACACCAUUGGGGUCAAGGCACUGAGUAAUGGCUUCUGACCUUGCACUAGUAAUAAAUAAAUUGAACUAGUGGUUGUUGUGGGUUU